AAUGAUGUUUACUUAAAUUACAUGUGCUCGUGGAAGUUGUGUGGCAAUCGAUUUCAAAGAGAAGUAGAUUUACAUUAGCUUAAGAAAUUCUGGAAAAAAGGAUGACGCAAUUUUCUAUUAAAACUGUUUUCAAGAUUAUCUUUUCCAUUUUCCUGCUAUUGCGAUUAGCAAAUGGUGAUGUUAUUUCGACAUUUUUCUCUGGCUACGAUAAGGCAAUAAGACCCAACUUUGAGGAACAGAAGCCCACGAUCGUCUAUUGUAACUUGUAUGUGGAAUCUUUUGGAAACAUUGAGGAGGCUAACAUGGAAUACAAGGUGUACACCUAUUUUCGGCAGCGUUGGACGGACUUCCGCCUCGCUGGAAAGCUUAACUACACCCUUACCAUAAAAGGAGGUGAUAUCGAAAAUAUCUGGGUCCCAGAUCCCUACUGUUAUAAUGCACGCGAGUCGAACAUGAUGAUGCCUGACGAAGAGACACACAGCAAUCUUAAAAUUAAACCAAACGGAGAAAUAAUAUACAGCAGAGGGGUUACUCUUCUCGCCUCGUGUGUUAUGGACCUUCGGAAUUUCCCAAUGGAUUCCCAGAGAUGUACCUUGAAGUUUGGAAGUUAUGGGUACACUACUGAGGACAUCGUCUUUGAGUGGAUCGCUGACAAAACAGAGAUUGAUGUAGGAAACAAAGAAAUGGCGCAAUUUGAUUACAAAGGCUCUGAAUUGACAUCGGGAACAGACGUGUUUGACACAGGAAAUUUCUCAACUUUGACAGUCACGUUUUCAUUUAAGCGGCGCAUUGGUUAUUUCCUCAUCCAAGUCUACUUUCCAGACAUUUUUGUCGUGACGCUAAGCUGGAUUGUCUUUUGGAUGGAAAAAGAUGAUAUGGGAAACAGAAUGGCCUUGGGAAUCACCACUAUAUUAACCAUCAUGUUUCUUCUUGGUUCUCUUAACGGGAACUUGCCCAGAGUCAGCUACCCCAAGGCUUUGGACUGGUAUCUAUUAGUGUCAUUUAGCUUUGUGUUCCUGUCGUUGAUGGAAUGCAUGGUCGUGUUUCUUUUUGCAUCGAGAGCCAAACAGGAUGAGACACAGAUUAAAUACAAGAAGAACGAUAUUCCUCUAACGAAAAGAUUCUCGUCGUCCCUGAGGUCCGUGAUUGGUUCAAAGUCUUCUUCAACUAACUCUCCAAAUGGAGGAGUUUCAAACAUUGGUUCGGGUGACGAUCUGGAAAUGGUACACAGGGCAACCAAAGUUGGUAAGAUCGUGGUGGACGAUAAUUCAUCAAUACAAAGAGAGAGGAGUACCAAAAGCAAAAGAAUGGAAAUGAUAGCGAGCAAGAUCGAUAAAGCAUCGCGAGUUCUUUUUCCAUCAGUUUUUAUCCUCUACAAUAUCUUCUACUGGACAUACUACUAACUGGCACAAAAUUGAUGUAUUAAUGCCGCUUUUUUCUUACGAUGUUUAAUGAUAACGAUGAUAACUAUAAUUUAGUAAUAAUGUCGACAAGAACGAGAUUAAUAGUUAUGAUAAUCUGCCUGUUUCUGUCAAUAUUUGAUUGUUAACAUCAUCUGUAAGAUCUGCCUCUCAGAGAAAAUAUCUCAGAGAGGCAUGCAUUAUGGCAUUUUUCUUCUCAGAAGUGAGCAGUGUGCGACUGUGCAACGUCCGCUUGUGUAAUGCCAAGUACCGUAGCUAUUCGGUUAUAAGGCGCACCGUUUUUUUCAAGAAAUUCCUAAUUUCUACUAAAAAUUACCUUAAAGUUUGGGUGCGUCUUAUAGGCGAAUAUUUUCCCGAAACAAUUUUUUUUGAUCACAGUUACUAGUACGAUUUCAAGCAAAUAAAAUGACACACACGCAUUGACUUUUAUGAAUAUGGUGGUUCUGAAAAGACAAGCGAAGUCAAAUUUGCAUAGAUGUGAUACGUGCUGGAGAGCACGUGCUUAGUAAUUUGAUACGUCACAAAACGAAACGAAAAUAAACAAGCGAAGAGGUAAAUACCUUCUUCAUCCUUUCAGCCUUUUUAGUGCACUGAGACCUGCAUUCUCGGUGGUACAUCUUGUUUAAUCAAGGCUUUUGUUUGUGUGCGUGGUCGCGUGUGCGACAAUUCUGCUUUUGUUGAUUAACGGUAAACUAAAAUCAAUACGCGACUUUUUCGCUUUUUUGUAAGUUUAUGAAAGAAUUUACAAUAAACUUGAACGAUCUUUACUCCCCAAACAACGGUGCGCCUUAUAACCAAGUAUUUUAACGAUUUUCUCAGUUUGAAAACAUGCAAUAAUGAAGUUGCCGAAUUGGGGAUGCGUC
Pocillopora damicornis (cauliflower coral) is the source of this 2284-nucleotide messenger RNA. RefSeq names its product glycine receptor subunit alpha-2. Gene Ontology annotation, molecular function: GABA-A receptor activity; extracellular ligand-gated monoatomic ion channel activity. Gene Ontology annotation, biological process: monoatomic ion transmembrane transport. NCBI's taxonomy places the organism in Eukaryota, Metazoa, Cnidaria, Anthozoa, Scleractinia, Pocilloporidae. Gene Ontology annotation, cellular component: membrane. The record is from RefSeq and is a predicted model, not a curated record.